This is a messenger RNA of Nycticebus coucang (slow loris), 1763 nucleotides long. RefSeq names its product cyclin-dependent kinase 14. The transcript has a single exon. Gene Ontology annotation, cellular component: cytoplasm; cytosol; nucleus. The record is from RefSeq and is a predicted model, not a curated record. NCBI's taxonomy places the organism in Eukaryota, Metazoa, Chordata, Mammalia, Primates, Lorisidae. Gene Ontology annotation, molecular function: ATP binding; cyclin-dependent protein serine/threonine kinase activity; cyclin binding. Bases 10 to 1374 code for a protein of 454 amino acids. Gene Ontology annotation, biological process: protein phosphorylation.
AUCGGCAAGAUGAAGAAGUUGCGGAGAACUUUGUCGGAGAGUUUCAGCCGCAUCGCUUUGAAAAAAGACGACACCACCUUUGACGAGAUAUGUGUCACAAAGAUGUCUACACGGAACUGCCAGGGAAUGGACUCAGUGAUCAAACCCCUGGACACAAUUCCUGAGGAUAAAAAAGUCAGAGUUCAGAGGACGCAGAGCACUUUUGACCCAUUUGAGAAGCCAGCGAACCAAGUAAAGAGGGUGCAUUCUGAGAAUAAUGCUUGUAUUAACUUUAAGACCUCCUCUGCUGGCAAAGAGUCCCCUAAAGUUAGGCGGCACUCCAGCCCCAGCUCGCCAACAAGUCCGAAAUUUGGAAAAGCUGACUCAUAUGAAAAACUGGAAAAGUUAGGGGAAGGAUCUUAUGCUACAGUAUACAAAGGGAAAAGCAAGGUAAAUGGGAAGUUGGUAGCCCUGAAGGUGAUCAGGCUGCAAGAAGAAGAAGGUACACCUUUCACAGCUAUAAGGGAAGCUUCUCUUUUAAAAGGACUAAAACACGCUAACAUAGUGCUACUUCAUGACAUCAUUCAUACCAAGGAGACGCUGACACUUGUGUUUGAAUAUGUGCACACUGAUUUAUGUCAGUACAUGGACAAGCACCCCGGGGGGCUGCAUCCAGAUAAUGUGAAGUUGUUUUUAUUUCAGUUGCUGCGAGGGCUGUCUUACAUCCACCAGCGUUAUAUUUUGCACAGAGACCUGAAACCACAGAACCUUCUGAUCAGUGACACGGGGGAGUUAAAGCUGGCAGAUUUCGGUCUUGCAAGAGCAAAAUCCGUCCCUAGCCACACAUACUCCAAUGAAGUGGUUACCUUGUGGUACAGACCUCCAGAUGUCCUCCUAGGCUCGACAGAAUAUUCUACCUGCCUUGACAUGUGGGGAGUUGGCUGCAUCUUCGUUGAAAUGAUCCAAGGGGUUGCUGCUUUUCCAGGAAUGAAAGACAUUCAAGAUCAACUUGAACGAAUAUUCCUCGUUCUUGGAACGCCAAAUGAGGACACGUGGCCUGGAGUUCAUUCUUUACCACAUUUUAAGCCGGAACGCUUUACCCUGUACAGCUCUAAGAACCUUAGACAAGCGUGGAAUAAGCUCAGCUAUGUGAAUCAUGCAGAGGAUCUGGCCUCCAAGCUCCUACAGUGUUCCCCAAAGAACAGACUAUCUGCACAGGCUGCCUUGAGCCAUGAGUAUUUCAGUGACCUGCCCCCACGGCUAUGGGAACUGACGGAUAUGUCUUCUAUUUUUACCGUCCCAAAUGUGAGAUUGCAACCGGAAGCUGGAGAAAGCAUGCGGGCCUUUGGGAAAAACAAUAGUUAUGGCAAAAGUCUAUCAAAUAGCAAGCACUGACAAGCACAUCUCCAGAGAGCACGGGAUUAAGUUUUCAUCAUUCUGGAAAGGAAAAAAAAAAAAAAAACAACCAAACAAACAUUAACGAAGUGGCCAAUAUAUGAAGGAAAGCAUGGAACAGUUUCCUUUAGCACCCUGUGGUGGAUUUCACUUACAAGAAAAUUGAAGCUGGCAAGACCCUGUUUUCUCUACAAUUUAUUUAAAACCUUGCACGCAUUUGGAUACCUUGUGAUUUCCAAGAACUGUGUGAAGAUUAAGCUUUGCUUACUGAUACGUGGCAUGUAUUCUUUUCAGUCUUUUGUGUUUGAUUUUGUUUGAUUUCCCUCUGCAGCGCAGUGUCUCUGUAAAGGUCUUUAUGCUUUCACCAGCCAUGUCUUAAAUACAUUAAG